This is a messenger RNA of Nomascus leucogenys (northern white-cheeked gibbon), 2915 nucleotides long. RefSeq names its product 15-hydroxyprostaglandin dehydrogenase (gene HPGD). Gene Ontology annotation, cellular component: cytoplasm. The transcript is spliced from 6 exons. Bases 709 to 1146 code for a protein of 145 amino acids. The record is from RefSeq and is a predicted model, not a curated record. Gene Ontology annotation, molecular function: oxidoreductase activity, acting on the CH-OH group of donors, NAD or NADP as acceptor. NCBI's taxonomy places the organism in Eukaryota, Metazoa, Chordata, Mammalia, Primates, Hylobatidae.
GCUUUAUUGUUUGCUUGUUUGGUUCCGGAGUCGGGGCCGGGAGGAAGUGCAGGAGGAGGAAUCCAAGCUUCCGAGCCUCUGCUCCGCUCUCCUUCUAUCCAGUUGGUCUUUAGGGCACUGAAGGAAACUCUUCUUCAGAAAUAACCUUUUAACUUUGCUUCUGUCAGCUGCCUGCCAAUCAAGGAGCCAGAGGCUGAGGGGAGGCUUUGAGCCGGGCGGCAAGUCCAGAAGGCAAAGAUCGCGAAGCUUGGCGCUUCAGAGCUCUCAUGGGGCAGGUGACACAGUCGUGGGUUCCCCGGCGGGCGCUGGCUUGACAGUUUCCUCCCCGCCUACUGGCAGGGGAGCGCCCCGCCGGGCUGCACGCGCGCGCGCGCGCGCAGGGGGGACAUAAAAGCCUCGGCCGCGCGGAGACGCGGAGCUCGCCCACCGCCCGCCCCAGCAGUGGCUGCACCAUGCACGUGAACGGCAAAGUGGCGCUGGUGACCGGCGCGGCUCAGGGCAUAGGCAGAGCCUUUGCAGAGGCGCUGCUGCUUAAGGGCGCCAAGGUAGCGCUGGUGGAUUGGAAUCUUGAAACAGGUGUACAGUGUAAAGCUGCCCUGGAUGAGCAAUUUGAACCUCAGAAGACUCUGUUCAUCCAGUGUGAUGUGGCUGACCAGCAACAACUGAGAGGUUUCUGUUAUCAGUGGAACCUAUCUCGGUUUGGAUUACAUGAGUAAGCAAAAUGGAGGUGAAGGUGGCAUCAUUAUCAAUAUGUCAUCUUUAGCAGGACUCAUGCCCGUUGCACAGCAGCCGGUUUAUUGUGCUUCAAAGCAUGGCAUAGUUGGAUUCACACGCUCAGCAGCGUUGGCUGCUAAUCUUAUGAACAGUGGUGUGAGACUGAAUGCCAUUUGUCCAGGCUUUGUUAACACAGCCAUCCUUGAAUCGAUUGAAAAAGAAGAAAACAUGGGACAAUAUAUAGAAUAUAAGGAUCAUAUCAAGGAUAUGAUUAAAUACUAUGGAAUUUUGGACCCACCAUUGAUUGCCAGUGGAUUGAUAACACUCAUUGAAGAUGAUGCUUUAAAUGGUGCUAUUAUGAAGAUCACAACUUCUAAGGGAAUUCAUUUUCAAGACUAUGAUACAACUCCAUUUCAAGCAAAAACCCAAUGAACAGCUUAUAUGUUAGCCGUAGCUGAAAAUAAGCACAAAUAGCUUAUAUUCAGACCCUAUCUUCAUUUGAAUAUAGCUUUUAAAUGAAAUGUUAGUUUGAAGUUUUCCUUCAUGCACUUGAUGGUAAAUGUUUUCUAAAUUUUUAGUUAAGUAUAUGGAUAAAAAGUUAUGAACUAUUAAAAAUGUGAUGUGGACCGAAGCUAGGUUGUAAUCCUGAUAGUCUAAAAAAUGAUCAAAACAAACGAUUUUCAAGGAAUAUUCAAUAUUCUGCCUUUCAGAAAGUGUAUUUAUAUCUGUGCUUCAUAAAUGUUAAUGUUCUUCAGAACAUCAUUUUAAAGGAGAUACUUGAAUUGUUAUUUAAGUCAAACCAGAUGUAAAACACUCACAUACAAGUUCAUACUUUGAAAGAGGAAAGCUACUUAACAAUGACAAAUAUUUCAUAAUAAUAAUUUCUCCUUAUAUACUAUCUUUCAAUGAACAUUUCAGUUCUUCCAAGAGCUUCUUAAAGUAGUAUAUUUUGGGGGCAGUCAUUAAGGAAUAAACUACAGUGUAAACAUAUCCCAGAUGAAAACUGAUGUAUGGAAAAAUGACAGAAAGUAACUGAUUGACACUGUUGAUUCACAGUUCAGCCUCCCAUCUGGGAAAGACAUUUCUUUCCUCUGCUCACUUUAAGAACUUUAACCGACUCCAAAAAUCUCAGGAAUUGAACUUUUAACAGUUAUAGCAAUAAAGAAUAGUUAGUACUCCAAAAAUAUAUUUAAGAUGCUCAACAAGAAGAAAAUGCAAAUGUAAUAUUUUUUCAAAUUACUUCUUUGUUGACCUGUAAAAAUUUCAAAAGUGCCUACCCUUCAAUAAAACGUUUUUAUUCUAAUCUCCAUAAAUUACUUAGUCUUCUAUGUAUAGCUGUCAAGGAAACGAAACCAAUUUUGCCACAGCCACAACUGUAAAUGUUUUUGUACCUAUGCUGAAACUCAUAACAACACAGAGGUAAAAAUAGCUGUGAGGUUUUGCUUUUUUUGUUGUCAGUUAGCUUAAGAAUCAUUAAAUACACCUGCUUUGGGUAACACUCUUUGCAAGCAGUAAUUAACGCUAGUAACAAGCACAGGAUUUCCAAAUCAGUCGUUUUCUCAAAAAAAUAUUGUGUAAGUGACUCAUCCUGUCUGCUAACUCCAGACCUCCCAGCUUGAAGCAAAAUCCUUCCAUGUGAGAUUGAUAUGGAUUUCCUAGAAGUACUGGAAUGUUAUCAUAUCUUGCCCUAUUUAAUUCUGCUAUAGAAAACGAUUGCCUUCACUUUUAAGGAGUAAUUUGAAUAUGAAUAACUGUAGUCUAGAUUUUCAUAUAAUGUAUUAAAGACAAAGUAGUGAACAUCAAUGAACACCUGAUAGAGAUAAAUUGUAAUCAGGCAUAAGCUUGUUUGUAUGUUCUGGCAGUGACCAAUCAGUAAAUGAUGUCGGUUUGCCCAGUAUCACUUAUCUUCUGUAUUUUUCCUCUGUCGUGUAAAUAGUAUAAACUUUUCAUUUAUGGACAAUUUUUUGGACUAGUAGCCUUCAAUAUACAUUCUGCUUUGAAUUAAUUUUUUCAAAUCAAUAAACUAUGUAGACAUUUAAAAUCAAAUAUCAGGUAGAACUGAAAAAUGUGAGUUACGUAAGUUAAAAACUUACUUUAAAUCUUACCUUCUAUAGGUAGCUCUAAAUAAAUUCAUAUGGUUAUAUGAUAUCUCUGGUGUAUACCGGUUGAGAAAAUAAUUAAAUUGAAGUGCAGGGGAGGGG